Rubroshorea leprosula is the source of this 3276-nucleotide messenger RNA. The record is from the annotation of a GenBank genome assembly. Lineage: Eukaryota; Viridiplantae; Streptophyta; Magnoliopsida; Malvales; Dipterocarpaceae.
CACAUGAUCUUAUUACCAAAGAUGCUUCUUUUUAGUUAGAUUCCUCAUUUUUAAAUUGUUUGUGUUUACCUUAAUUAGAAGCUAAGCUACUUUAUUAAUCUAGAAAUUUCUCUCUGUUUUUUUUUUGUUUUGUUUUGGGUACUCAAAGUACAUGUAGACAUUUCUCCAAGUGAUAUAUUGGAUCAUAUGCUAUUCUUCUGGGAAAUAUCCAUCAACCCCUCUGAACAGCAGAAUUAAGCUUGCAGUUGCAGAUUUGCAGAUCCCCUGCUUAUUCUAAUUUGCUUGUCCUAAUUUUGGUACCAGUGUCCAACGUUCUCCGAUUCCUUUUGCUAAACCUGCGGCAGGGCCUUUUUCAAUGGAGCUUCUAGUAGAGCCUAUCAUGGAAUUGGUAAAGUGUUUGGGGAGGUCAACCUGCACCAAUCUAGGUUAUCACUUAAAUUUUGAUGAAGCUGAAAGUGAAUUGAGAAGAGAAUUGCAAGUUCUAAUCUCUCGAAAAGAGGAUAUAAAUUUAAGCAUACAGUCUGAGGCUGGUAGGGGAAAUGAAGUAAAACAUGAAGUGCAAUGCUGGCUUAAACUUGUACAAGAAACCAGUAAUGAAGUGCAAGCCAUUCAAGAAAAGAUUCAGAGAGUUAAGUGGUACUCAAAGGGUCGUCUUGGAAAACGUGUUUGUAAGAAAAUUGCAGUGGUGAAGAGAAUCUAUGAACAAGGGCGAUUUCCUGAUGGUUUCACAUUAACAAUUGACAGACCUCGACGAGGAAUCAAACUGCCAACUGAGAAUGUAGUGGGUGAAGAUUCUGCAAAAGAAAAAAUUUGGGGAUACUUGAUGGGCAAUGAGGCCAGAAAGAUUGGAGUUUGUGGGGUUGGUGGGGUUGGGAAGACUACCAUUAUGAAGUAUAUUAAUAAUGAAUUGUUAAGUGUGACCAAUUUUGAUAUGGUGAUUUGGGUCACUGUGUCCUAUCCACUCAAUGUUAUCAACUUACAAAAAAAUAUUGCUCAUGCUGUGGAUGAUAAAGAGAGACUCCUAGAAGCGGAGGAGGAUGAAGUGAAGCGGGCAGCUACUUUGAUAAGCAUUAUGGAAGGAGUAGGAAGAUACGUGCUUAUCCUAGAUGAUGUCUGGGAAGUGUUUUCUCUGAUUGAAGUGGGAAUUCCAGAACCAACAAUUCAGAAUGGAAGGAAAAUAGUCAUCACUAGUAGAUCCAUUGAUUUGUGCCAAAAAAUGGACUGUGAGAUAGUCAAAGUGGAGCCUCUUUCAUUUCAAGAGUCUUUUAACUUAUUCUUAGAUAAAGUUGGGCAGUAUGUUCUGCAAAUACCAGAUUUAGAAGGAAUCUUCAAGCUCAUCGUGGAGGAGUGUGGUGGUUUACCACUAGCCAUUGUUGUAAUAGCAGAGAGUAUGAAGGGAGAGGAUGAUGUUCAUGUGUGGAAGAAUGCUUUAACUGAACUACAAGAAGGGGUAAAGAGCGUGACUGGGUCAGAUCAAAAGAUAUUUAAGAGGUUAAGGUUUAGUUAUGAUCGUUUGAAUAAUUUUGAAAUCCAAAGCUGUUUUCUUUAUUGCUCCUUGUUUCCUGAAGAUUAUCCAUUUGAGAGAGAAGAGUUGGUAGAAGGGUGGAUUGAUGAAGGACUAAUUGAUGUGUUGCCUAGUAGAAAAGCAGCUUAUGAAAGGGGUCAUGCCUUUUUAAAUAUGCUAGUAAAGAAGUGCUUGUUAGAGAAAACUGUUACUCGGCAUGGUGAUGAUGUUUUUAAGAUGCAUGAUGUAAUGAGAGACAUGGCCAUACAAAGCAUUGAUCCUGAAUUUGGUUAUAUGGUAAAAGCUAGUAUGAAGUUGACAGAGGUGCCAGAAGAGCAUUGGUGGGGAAAUGAUCUUAAGAAGGUGUCUCUAGCAGGGAAUAACAUAUCAAAAAUUCCCCCUGGGUUGUCCCCAAAGUGUCCAACUCUUUCAACUUUGAUAUUGUCAAAUAAUGAUAAUUUGUCAGAGAUCCCAGAAUCCUUCUUUGAAGGUAUGCCUGAACUAAAAGUUCUUGAUCUUUCUGAAACUGGCAUUGAAGCUUUACCUAAUUCCAUCUCAAACUUGGAGAAGCUCUCUUCCAUGAGGUUAAGAUGGUGUGAGAGGUUAAGGUAUUUGCCUUCUUUGGCAAAGCUUAGGGCAUUAAAGAAGUUGGAUCUGGUUGGUUCUGGGAUUAAGGUGGUCCCUCAAGGCAUGGAGAAAUUGACUAGUUUGGAAUAUCUUGAUUUAGGUUAUAAUCUGGAAGAGAGUCUAGAGAGUCCAGUGGGAAUGUUAUCAAACCUUUCCAAGCUCCAAUACUUGUCAGUUUAUGAAGGAUUGGAGAUAAAAGGAGAAGAGGUUGCGGGAUUGAAGAAGUUAGAGACCUUGGAAUGUGAAUUCGAUGACAUACAGGGCUACAAUCAUUUUGUCAAUUCUCAAGAUUUUCGAAUUCUUACUGACUACGGGAUUGCACAAGGCAAAAUCAUCAUUCUUCAAGAAAGUUUAAUUUUAGCAGAAUGAAGUGUCUUCUUCUUCUUCUUCAUAGCUAGCCUUCAUUCCUCCUUGGACUAUAGCCUUCUUUCUUAUGCUUGGACAAUUUCUAUGCUUUAAUGGGAAUCUAAAGUAUCUGGUUUUGCCUUUUUAUCUGCACCUUCCUUUGCCAGGAUAUGGAUGCAGUUUGAAACAGCUUCUGUAAAUAACCUCCUUUAUGAAUCUAAGUUGAAUGCCUUUUUAUGUUGGCCCAAUCCCUCCGUUUAUGCUGUUCUUUUACUUUAAAAUUAGUAAUUACCAAUACUUACAGUGUAAUUAAUUAAGUGCUAAACUUCAACUCUUUGGCCUAACAAUAUCUACUUCCAUUAUAUGCUUCUCUAUUUUUUGUCCCUGCUGAUAGUUAUUUAAUUUGUUGUUAAUCGCUGAUUUUAAUUCUGCACUGGAUGGUGGAUGAGACCAUCCAUCCUGAACUUCUUCAAUAACCAAAGUAUAAAUGAUUUUGUUUUCUCUAUUUCUUCCUCCUGUUUGCUGCCCAAAUUUUAAUCAAAGACACUGAAGCAUACUUAAUAUUGAAAUAAUAUAAGGUCUUAGGAAAAGAUAUCAUGGUUCUCAGAGCACUAAAGAGGACUCUGCAAAAGACUUUGUCAUUAUUGAAUGACCUGCAUUCAUUCUGGUUUCACUAAACAUGUAAGUGCUUCUAGCUAUCUUUUUUGCCUUUUUUCCUGAUUAAUUCAAUCAAUUGGAGCCUAGUAUACAUGGCCCUGCUAUCUUAGUUGAUUUCAUUUUGCCUGUUUUAGAUUGUAAAU